This is a messenger RNA of Theobroma umbraticum, 1531 nucleotides long. Its product is annotated as WAT1-related protein At5g40240-like. Gene Ontology annotation, molecular function: transmembrane transporter activity. The record is from RefSeq and is a predicted model, not a curated record. Lineage: Eukaryota; Viridiplantae; Streptophyta; Magnoliopsida; Malvales; Malvaceae. Gene Ontology annotation, cellular component: membrane.
AAAAUAAAUUCUUAACUCCUAAUAAUGGCUGGAAAGGGUUGACGAAGGAGCCAUGUCAGCAGCGACUUGCCCUAGUCCCUGAACUCCAAAUCCAAGUACGCCGAACGACCAAAGUCCCUGAAAAUCUAGUCCUGAAACGUCCUGCAACUGAAAUUCGUUCUGAACAAAGAGAAAGAGAAUCAGAGAAUGGGAAAUGAGAUUGCUUUGCCUCUGGUGGGGAUGGUGUUGGCAGAGUGUGCUCAAGUUGGACUAAUGAUAAUGGGCAAAGCAGCCAUGUCCCAUGGGAUGUCUAACUUCGUCUUUGUCUUUUAUUCCAAUGCCCUUGCCUCUCUCAUUCUCCUCCCAUCUUCUUUUGUCUUCCACAGAUCAGAGCGUCCUCCACUCACUUUCUCAAUUCUCUGUUGGUUUUUCUUGCUUGGCCUUCUUGGUUGCUUUGCCCAGAUUUUUGGGUAUGCUGGGAUAUAUUAUAGCUCGCCUACUCUUGGAACUGCCAUGCUCAAUCUCAUCCCAGGCCUCACCUUCCUACUUGCUGUUGCUUUCAGGAUGGAAAAGCUGCAUUUGAGAAGUAGCAGUAGCCAAGCUAAAUCACUGGGUACUAUAGUGUCAAUUGCAGGGGCAUUUGUUGUGACUUUCUACAAAGGCCCUUCAAUUUUGAUGUCAUCGUCACGUGCAAGCUCAUCUCAUCAAUUUCUCUUGCAACAGUCAAAUUGGACUUUUGGAGGAUUUCUCCUUGCAGCUGAUUGUGUGUUUGCUUCUGCCUGGCUUAUUGUUCAGGCAUCAGUCCUUAAGAAAUUCCCAGCUGAACUUAUUGUUGUCUUCUAUUAUUGCUUCUUUGUUACACUUCAGUCAGCAAUUGUCUGUUUGGUCACGGAAAGAGAUCUUAGAUCUUGGAGCUUUAAACCUGAUGUGAGAUUGGUUGCUGUUCUAUACUCUGCUGUUUUUGGCUCUGCAUUCCAACUUGGGGUUUCUACCUGGUGCCUGCAUAGGACAGGGCCUGUUUUUGUUGGCAUGUUCAAGCCUUUGGGAAUUGUCAUUUCAGUUGUCAUGGGAGUUAUCUUCUUGGGGGAUACAUUCUAUCUUGGAAGUUUACUAGGAGCAAUUGUCAUUGUUGCUGGAUUUUAUGCUGUGAUGUGGGGAAAAGCCAAAGAAGGAAAGAUAGAUGUGUAUGCUCAGGGGAUGAGAUUGGAAUCAAGCAGUCAAAAAGUCCCUCUCUUGCCAAAUAAUACUGCAGAAACUUAGGAGCUUUUUGUACAGUCAAUCAAAGCAGGCACCUCAUUUUGAAUGUAGGUCAUGGAUGUGGGAGGCACGAUUGUGGAUGUGAGCGUUGCACAGAAAUUUCAGUUGUAGUCAGCAGGGUUAUGUAGUAAACUAAAACAACAGUCUUGCUUCAGCUUUAGACAUUAGGGGAAGUGCACUGCAUCUCAAAUCCAGCCAUAUUGUUACUAUUCCUCUCCUCUUCCAAUAACUAGGUAAUACAUUGCAAUUUCAGCACUUUGUUUAUUAGAGAGGUGAAGAAGUUUUGUGAUUUCUA